Arabidopsis thaliana (thale cress) is the source of this 344-nucleotide messenger RNA. RefSeq names its product WRKY transcription factor-like protein. Bases 1 to 237 code for a protein of 78 amino acids. Lineage: Eukaryota; Viridiplantae; Streptophyta; Magnoliopsida; Brassicales; Brassicaceae. The transcript has a single exon. The record is from RefSeq and is marked reviewed.
AUGGAGGAGAUAUUAAUGUCAAUGAUAUUCAACGGAAUCAAUCUGGUCAAGGAGCUUGAGUUCAGUUUAUCAUCACAAGAGUCACCAGAAUCAGAUUUGUCGAGUUCUCUAAGCUCGAUAUCCACUCUAUUCGGAGACGUCAACGAGCGGCUGAAAACCCUACUAGCGUGGAGGAACUCUCUGUCACAGUACCAGCCUGAACCGGAACCGGUUUUAAUGUUGGAUAUGACGAAUUGACGAUGCAGAUUGAACCGAGUCUGAUGCAGGACCACUGGUUAAUGUAUCCAGUUAUGCAGACAGUGGAGGGUAAUGAAACCUCGAGACCAAGGCAUCGAAGAAGGUAA